Oncorhynchus nerka (sockeye salmon) is the source of this 6355-nucleotide messenger RNA. RefSeq lists its product as uncharacterized. The record is from RefSeq and is a predicted model, not a curated record. Gene Ontology annotation, biological process: regulation of transcription by RNA polymerase II. The coding region runs from base 62 to 6229 and encodes 2055 amino acids. NCBI's taxonomy places the organism in Eukaryota, Metazoa, Chordata, Actinopteri, Salmoniformes, Salmonidae. Gene Ontology annotation, molecular function: RNA polymerase II cis-regulatory region sequence-specific DNA binding; DNA-binding transcription factor activity; zinc ion binding. The transcript is spliced from 45 exons.
GAGAACACAGCAAUUUUGACGGACUGGGUCGACGAAACGAAACGCAAACCAAGCAAGAUAAAUGUUGCCUUAUCGGCUCGCUUGUCAGGACUGUGGUGUGAAGUUUGACACCAUCCGCCGCUUCAAGCAGCAUGUCCGCAGGAAGCAACAUCAACAGCAAGUGGCAGAGCUCUUCCAGACAGAUGAGUACCACGGUCAAGUCUACUUUGCCCCUUUCUUGGUUCUGGAGCAUCUGGCCAGGAAACCCACAAACACCCCAUAUCCCAUCAUCGGUCUGUGCCUGGUGACAUUGUGUGUCAGUCCAGAGGGGAGGGAUACUUUCUACCUUUGUCACAGUUGUGAGGAGAAGUGUGGCCCAGGACAGAUCAUAGACCACCUCCUCUCUGCUGACCACCUCUCCAACUACUAUAGCUACACAGACCCUGAUGUGUUGAGUUUCUCCUGGAUGCCUAACAUGGAUAUGUUGAACCUCCUACGGCCGCUAGCUGUCAAAGAGAUGGACAAGAAUGGACCUGGAGUGCUACGGGUGCUGGACAUGCCUAAGAGUGUGUCUGUGAAGUUGAAGACAAGUGGCUACUCUAAAGUCAUGCAGGCCCUGACUCAGACUGACAGGCUGGCUGAGUGUAUCAGAGCUGACAGACCAGAAAGGAUGACUAUACAAGAGUACCACAGAGACCCCAACAGGAAACACCCUCUGCUGGGUCUACAGCACCUGGUGGAGUACUGCUGUGAAGGGCAUGGCCAAAGGAGAUCCUACCUCUGUCAGCUCUGCCGCCUCCCUGUCCCCUCACGGAGGGUCAUCCAACACACACUCGGCUUCGACCACCUCUACUGGUACUUCAAGGUGUUUCACCCCUCCACCCUCCUGAUGAAGGACUGUUAUAAAGAGUACAGCUGCAGGUUCAUCGCCAUGAUCCUGGACCUGGCCAAUCAGGUGCAAGACAUCAGUCAGUCAGCUAAUAUGGAGAUACAGCAAGUUGUGUUGGAACCAGCAGUGUUCUCCUCAGUUGAGUUUUCUGUCUACACAGAGGCUCUGAGGAAGUUACAGACCAUUAGGAGAGCUCGUAAGGAGGGCAGCCUUAAGACCAGCAUUAUACCUGGAGACAAACUGGUUCCUUCCUCAGAAGGGUCAAAGAUUAUCAAAGAUGUUACCAUGACUAACGUUGCUGAGGCUGUUCCUAUGGAGACCAAGUCAAGCCCAGAGAAGACCUAUGUCACACCUACAGCUGUUGAGACUGUAGCUACAGCAAGUACUGCUCCAGUUGUUACCAAAGCUACUAGCCAGAGAGGGACCUGUCGACUGCACUGUCAGGACUGCAACGUGCUAUGUGAGUCUGUGUCGCAGUACAAGUUACAUGUCCGUCACUGGAAACACAAGGAGAUGCUGGGAGUUAUCUUUGAACCAGGGGACGAGGACAGUAAAGCCUGCAUCCCAUCCUUUACCUUGUAUGAGUACAUCCGGAGCUCAGAAAGAACUGAACCAAUUAUUGGUGUCUAUCUGUUGGUGAUGUGUUUGAGUACUGAGUGUUGGAAAACACCCUUCUACCUGUGUCACACCUGCCAGGAGAUAAUUCCUGCCAAUCUCGUCAUGACUCACCUCACCUCCACACUCCACCUUCGACGCACCCUGAUGUACCAGAGUCCGCAGUGUCUGCCAUUCGGGUGGGGGACAGAGAUGGGCCUGGAGGUCCUGAAGACUUUGGCCUGGGAGGAGGAGAGAGUCCGAGGAGAGAGAGACAAUGUACUGAAGGUGUUUGAUAUUCCUGACAAUGUUUUCCACAGCAUUAAGAUGUCCUCCUACUCCUCCGCCAUGAAGAAACUCAAGAACUUCCAUCGUUAUCUAAAAGUUGACAGGCCGCUGACGUUUUCCGCCCAUCUGAAAAACAAAGACCGGAGGAUUCCUAUGCUGGGUCUGCAGUUCCUGGUUCAGUACAGUGUUACUAGGGCCGGGGCCUCGUCUCCAGGCUGGGCCUUCCUGUGUUUGUUGUGUGAGAGGAAGUUGUCAGACGGACUCAGCAUCGCUCACAUACACAGCUAUGAACAUGUCACCACGUUCCUGGAGCGUGCCCAUCCAGGCUCUGUGAAAGAGGUAGAGGAGUCUGAUAAGAGGAGCGAAAUACUGCUGGACCUGGCACAACAGGCUGAGAAAAUACAUGCCAUGGGGUGUCUACAGUUCAUGAUGUUGCAACGCUACAUCGGGGAGUCCGUCAUCUAUGAGAAAGCCUUAGUGAUCUUGAAGGCGAUCAAGAAGAGAGAGAACAUGGGAGACCUGAUGCCCAUGCUACCACUUGGCAAGAAACUGGUUCCCUCCAGUUCGAUCAGAGACCAGAGCCAGACUACCCCAGAACCUGCCCCUACAUCUGUAGGAGAGGAGAAACCGACCAGGAAAGAGACUGACAAAGACAAUGAGACCGAGAUGGACAGAGAGGCCACCCCAGAAACCAUUCAAAUGACCCAGGAGACUGGGGUGGAAGUGGAUAAACGCAUUGGCAAAGAAACCUGCAGUGACCCCAGUACAAACACUGGCAGAGAGACCAGUAAAGACACUGGCAGAGAGACCAGUAAAGACACUGGCAGAGAGACCAGUAAAGACACUGGCAGAGAGACCAGUAAAGACACUGGCAGAGAGACCAGUAAAGACACUGGCAGAGAGACCAGUAAAGACACUGGCAGAGAGACCAGUAAAGACAGAGAGACCAGUAAAGACACUGGCAGAGAGACCAGUAAAGACACUGGCAGAGAGACCAGUAAAGACACUGGCAGAGAGACCAGUAAAGACACUGGCAGAGAGACCAGUAAAGACACUGGCAGAGAGACCAGUAAAGACACUGGCAGAGAGACCAGUACGGACACUGGCAGAGAGACCAGUACGGACACUGGCAGAGAGACCAGUACGGACACUGGCAGAGAGACCAGUACGGACACUGGCAGAGAGACCAGUACGGACACUGGCAGAGAGACCAGUACGGACACUGGCAGAGAGACCAGUACGGACACUGGCAGAGAGACCAGUACGGACAGCAGGAGCAGAGGGAAAGAUAAGGAGGCGGAAAAGAUAAUCAAGGAGAUGGAGACUGGCAAAAAAGAGACCAGUACAGAGACUGUCAAAAAGUUAGGGAGUAAGACUAGAAACAUGACAGUCCAUGAGACCAGCAAAGACACUGGGAAAAUGACCAGUACAGAGACUAUUAAGGAGACUGAGAGAGAGACCUGUAGAGCUGUUAGUAUAGUGGCCAGUAGAGCCAGCAAUAGAGAAACCAAAAAAAAGCCAGAGACUUGUAAAACACCUGAAAAGAAGACCAAUACGCAGACUGUGAAAGAAAAAACUAAAGUGACUUCUCCCCCCAUCUCCCCACCAACCACUAAUCUGUGGGAUUUCCUGAAGAGGCAGAACCGAGGGGCUGUGAUUGGUCUGAAUGCACUCAUCGAGUGCCACAGUCACGGCCAGCCCCCCCUCUACCUCUGCCAGGUGUGUGGGUGUAAAGUCUUCCAGAACGCCAUCAUCGUCCAUGUAACCACAGACUGCCACCGACUUUCCUACCUGAGGUCGCUGAAGACAGUGGUUGUCCCCAAAGGGAACCAGCUCCAUAAGAAGUUGAGGAGAGCUGCCUUGAAGCUGGAGAGGACCAUGGGAUAUGGAGAGGCUGAGGUAACGGAGUUGGAUGCAAACACUUACAAUUUUGUUGCAGAAAGAUCCUUUGCCAUUGGCCUGAACAUUGUAAUGAAGGUCAUAAAUGGUGACCCUUCACCUGACCCCCGACUGUUGGUCAGCCCUAAACCCCCUGACACCUCACCCCAGGUCAGCCCUGACCCCUCACUCCAGGUGUCAGAGGUCAGCAACCCCACCCUGACCUCUACAGCUCUGUGGUCCUACCUGAAUGCCUCCACCAGGACACAGCCUGUCAUCGGUGUCAGUAUGUUGACAGAGUUGCCAGACAGACAUGGUGACUACUUCCUCUGCCGCUGCUGUUCUCACAGGAUGUUUACGUCAUCCCUCAUUGGACACCUAAUCUCUGCUCGACACCGCUACCACUACAUAAAACUAGUGUACCCUGAGCUGGCUGCUGAUUGGCCAGUGAGCCCAGAGCUGACGGUGAAGGCGGGGCCUCUUCAUGAGGAGCUGAGAGUGAGAGCUGCAGAACUGGAGGCACAGGAGGGACUAGGACAGCUCACGGUGGUAAAGAGAGAACCUGCUGCUGGAGACACAACCACUACCAAUACUGAAGAGACUGCCCAGCAGAGCCAGAACGGCUCACCUCCUCUCACUGUGAAAGAGGAACCGGUUGACUCCAUAGUACCGUCCCAGCCCCCUAGAGGAGAAAAGAGGAACAAGAGGAGGAGCAACCCUGUGGUUGGUGUGAACUUCCUGGUCCAGGUGUCUCACAGGAGAAGGAAACAGUACUACUGUCAGCUAUGUUCUGUCAGGAUGAAACACGCUAUUUCUGAUCACAUGACCAGCCUCAGCCACCGACACAACUAUGUGAGGUUGAAGUACCCUGGUUGGACCUCCAGCCCGGUAGAGAUGGAGAAGAAGCUGUUCAAAAUGGCCGUUCACCUGGAGAAGGUCGACAGAGACGCAGGAAUGGGCAUGCAGAAGGUAGAAGUGGAAGCUGAUGAGUACAAAGAGCUGUUGUCCUUUCCUGUGGAGGAAGGUGUCAGUAAACUGCAAGCCAUCAUCAGACGGCAACAAGAGCCAUGCGAUCUGAGACACACAGCUCCCUCGACCAAUCACAACCCAGAGGAUCUGAGACAGACAGCUCCCUUGUCCAAUCCCGAUGCAGCCCAAUGUCCAGCUCAAGGUAUGUGUGGGGCAGAGUCACGUGAGACCGAGGGAGUGUGUCCUCUCCCUGUCAGUCUAUCAGAGGAGGAGAAUGACCAGACGCUCCUGGUUCAGAUCUCAAUGUUUUUGGGAGAAGACCAGGAACCCCUACAAGUACCUUCCCCGUUCCUCCAGGAUCAGCCAUCCCUUACUUCCAUCCCUCUCCCACUCUCUACACCUCACCCUAUCCCCCUCUCUUCCUCAAUCCCUCCCUCCCUCUCUCCCUCAAACCCCUUUUCUACCUCUCUUUCCACAGUUGUCCUAUCUACCUCACCCUCCCUCUCUUCCUCCAUACCAUCCCACACCCCCUCAUUGUCCACAGAGAAGACGACACACCCCUCCCCUGUCUCUGUCCCUGUUUCUGCACCUCUCUCAGCUCUGAGGAGCUCAACACAUUUGAAGGACUGGGAGACUUCUCUGAGUCCAGAGUGGUGGGAGCGGAAGAGCCCAGAAUGCAGAGAGACGCAGACGCUUCUAGAAAUACCAGACAGACACACUCUUCUGGACUACUCGGACAGAGACAGACAGAUUGAAUACUCAGCGAGAGGCCGACAGACUGCAUACACUGAGAGAAACCGACAGACUCAUCUAGAAUACUCUGAGAGAGAGAGACAGGUAGACUACUCAGAGCGAGAGAGACGGGCAGACUACUCAGAGAGAGAGAGACGGGCAGACUACUCAGAGAGAGGCAGACGGGCGGACUACUCCGAGGGAGGCAGACUGGCGGACUCCUCCGAGGGAGGCAGACGGGCGGACUUCUCCGAGGGAGGCAGACGGGCGGACUACUCCGAGGGAGGCAGACGGGCGGACUACUCCGAGGGAGGCAGACGGGCGGACUACUCCGAGGAGGCAGACGGGCGGACUACUCCGAGGGAGGCAGACGGGCGGACUACUCCGAGGGAGGCAGACGGGCGGACUACUCCGAGGGAGGCAGACGGGCGGACUACUCCGAGGGAGGCAGACGGGCGGACUACUCCGAGGGAGGCAGACGGGCGGACUACUCCGAGGGAGGCAGACGGGCGGACUACUCCGAGGGAGGCAGACGGGCGGACUACUCCGAGGGAGGCAGACGGGCGGACUACUCCGAGGGAGGCAGACGGGCGGACUACUCCGAGGGAGGCAGACGGGCGGACUACUCCGAGGGAGACCUGGACGAAGACCAAGAACACACACAUCAUCACAGUGAACACACACAUCAUCACAGUGAACACACACAUCAUCACAGUGAACACACACAUCAUCACAGUGAACACACACAUCAGCACAGUGAACACACACAUCAGCACAGUGAACACACACACUUCGAGCAGGCCCCAGCAAGCUGGCUCAGUGUUCCACAGGUGUAUCUGCUGCCGGACACACCCGCAGCAAAGAGGGUUGUCGGCCCCAGCCACCUGUCCAAAUACCUGAAAGUGAAGGGCCUUCACAACACAGAACCGAUCAUAGGUCUGGGCAGUGUGGUGGAGUGUAGAGGUAUAUCCCAGGCUACGUUUUUCAUGUGUGUGAGCUGUGCUGAGACUCUCUCCAGUACACACA